This is a messenger RNA of Epinephelus fuscoguttatus (brown-marbled grouper), 5914 nucleotides long. RefSeq names its product achaete-scute family bHLH transcription factor 1a (gene ascl1a). Gene Ontology annotation, molecular function: protein dimerization activity; DNA-binding transcription factor activity, RNA polymerase II-specific; RNA polymerase II transcription regulatory region sequence-specific DNA binding. Lineage: Eukaryota; Metazoa; Chordata; Actinopteri; Perciformes; Serranidae. The coding region runs from base 4382 to 4987 and encodes 201 amino acids. The transcript is spliced from 2 exons. Gene Ontology annotation, cellular component: RNA polymerase II transcription regulator complex. Gene Ontology annotation, biological process: neuron differentiation; sensory organ development; positive regulation of transcription by RNA polymerase II. The record is from RefSeq and is a predicted model, not a curated record.
CAACAACUAGGACGUUAUAAAGAUGGACUGGCACAGUUAGGUGGUGAAACAGCGACGCCCAGCGGUGAAUGUGAGUAACUGCACCGAAAAGUUUCAUUAUUUCUUUUUAAUUUAUUAUUAUUAUUAUUAUUAUUAUUAUUAUUAUUAUUGAUAUAAAUUAUAUUAAUAAUAAUACAAAUUAUUAUGAUUAAAAAUGAUUUGUGCAGCCCAGGGAAUAUCAAUCAAACUAUAGACUUCUUAUAGACACUUCUUCCUACGCCUUUCUGUUUCUUUUGUUAUUAUGUUUGCUCAAAAUCAAGUCAUUCAUUUCAACCUGUGUUGCUUCAAUAUAUACUUUAUUCCCCUAUAUACAAUAUUUCUUGUUGCUCUUGAGGGAAAAUCAGUCAGACUGGUGUUGGUAUAGUCAUUUUGAGAGCGGCUUUUAUUUGUGAAUGAACUCCUCAUUAAUGUUUCACACUUCUCCAUGAAUGUCAUCCAAUAAAAUAUUAAUUGGGACAAAUAAGAAAUUAGAUGGAUAUAAUGUGCUCUUUCUGAUGAUUUUAUCAUGAUCAUUAAUAUUUUAUUUAUAUUAUUUUUUAUAAAUAUUAUUAUUAUUAUUAUAUAUAAUUAUUAUAUUAUUUGUAUUUUAUAUUAUCUUAUAUAAUUUUAAAAAAUAUUUCUAAUAUUUUUAAAUUACUGCCAUAUACACUUAUUAAAAUACUUUUAGUUUCUUUAUUUGCUGCUUUAUAUAAAUGCUGUUUGGUUUUUAUAUCUGCAGCUCAGAACAUAUCUUUUAUCUGAGCAAAAUUUAACACUCACAAAAGUCAAUUUUAUUGCAGAAAACACCCGCACAUUAAAACCAUUCCACGCACUCAACCCUUCAUAUAUGUAGCCUCAACUCUACAAGAUACUCAUCUGAACUGCUGAGUCAUUUUUUUUCCUAUGUAGUGUUUUAUUUAUCCGUUAAACCUCUGGAAUAUUUCUACUCUAACAGUUGUGCACUGCUUAAUAAGAUGAGGAAAUGAAAGCUGCUCUUUACUCCCAGUGUUGAGUUCCCUGUGUUGUCCUCUAGAGGGCGACGUUCAAUUACAACUUCUCAUGUCAGGCUGAAAACAAGACACUCAGAGGGAGGAGGUGUUUACACAAACAUCACAGAGGAGGCUCAAGUCCAGGACGGAGAUAGUUUAGAAAUGCCAUCAGCUCUUUGUAACAGGUGGUGGACUGUAUAUGUUUGGUUUCCCUCCUUUGUCCUCCUCCAUUUAUUUUUGGCUAGAAACAAACAGUGUGAUGGUGCCUUUCUGUAUGAAAAGCUCGUCAUAACUUUUAGUUGAGGGAACACCUAGAAGAUUUUUCUUUCAGCCACACACAGUGCAGUCUCAUGUUUGUGCAUCAUUUUGAAAGAAAAAAUGUCUUACAGAUUAUUUAACCCCCCCAAAAAAUCAAUUUACAACAACGUUUGUUACAUGAAAGUAAGUUUUGCGCACAUAUUUCUUACAAAGAUCAAAAGAGUAACUGCUUUAAACAUUAGUCUUCAGACAUGUAUCCAUUACUAAUGAUGCACCUGCUGUAAGAAAACAAAACUCUGUCAGAAAAACUGUUUUUAAUGACAAACAAAUUGACAGAUUAGCCUUCACCUCACACACAGAGAUGCACUGGAUGAUACGGGUGUUUAUGAGUUUAUUGUUUUAUUGUCUCCACGCAGCGAAGCCCCCAAAGAAAAGAGAAAAAUACAGAAAGUGGUUAAAGGAGAACUCGGGCGCCCAGAUGUCAUAUUAAUUAUUACACUCAGCUAUGACUGGAAAGCCCCUCGAGUAAAAGGAGCGCCUCUGGACGACCAGCAGCAGCAGCAGCAGCAGCAGCAGAGAGGGACAGAGUCCUCACAAAGCGCUAAUUGGACUCUGGAAGAACACUGACAGGGCAUGGAUAGGUUUCAGAAAGCCGGGCGGUGGUGAAGGGGUGCAGGGGGAGGCUGAAUAGAACCCACGCUUCUUUUCUAAACUCUCUUGCUGGGCCCAAAAAAGGGCGAGAGGGAGAGAAGGGGAGAGAGUAAGGGGGGAGGGAAAGAAAAGAAAGUAUUGGUGGUGGAGGUGGGGGCAGUGGGUUGGGCUGGGAGGGGGGGGGCUCCUCAAUGCAAGCUUGAUUUUGAAUGCCACAUCUAACGCAGAAAAAUUGCACAAUUUAUUACAAUCCUCUCUUCAGGAUGCGCAUGCACAGGACGCACGCGCACAGAAAUAAAGAAACAGAGGAGGGGAGGGGGCGUGGACAGGGUUUAUUUGCACACACACACACACACACACACACACACACUGAAACUGGGUAUACGCACGCACGGAAUGACACAAACACCAACAGAGAAGAACGCCGUGCGUAAAAAAGUGAAACGCACAAGCUGAGAAACAAUCUUAAUUCUGGUUUCUCUCCGGAUUACUGCACAAGUUUACAUGCACCACACGUGCACGCGCAAACACACGCUCACACGGACAAAUUGGUUUUAUGUACGCGUGGAAAGAAACAAACAGGGAUGGAGGAAAAACAACGCGUAAAAGUAAAUAAUUACGCACGAACUAAGAUUUAAGAAAACCACGAAUCUGAUUUCUCUUCGUGUUAUUACAGUUUAAGACACCGCACGUGCACGCACAUAUGGAGAAAUCAAACACAUGCACGCGUAGAUAGAGUCAAACACAAAUAGAGAGGAGAACCAUGCGUAAAGUAAAAAAUGCGCAUAAACUGAGAUUUAACAAAAUCCUGAAUCUGAUUUCUCUUAGUGUUAUUGCAGUUUCAGGCACCGCACACGCACGCGCAAACACAGAAAUUGACGCGUGGAAAGACAAGACAACCAAACACAGAGAAGAACUCGCACGCGCAAACACGCACAUUGAGACAUUAUUUGCACGCACGCGUGGAGACUCACGCAAACACGGAUGAAGAACAACGCCAUGCGGGAAAACUUAAAAAAUACGCACAAAGUAAAAAAAAUUACGCACAGUCAGAACAAUACAAUCUGGUUCCUCUCUGUCUUACUGCGCGUACACACACUGCACAUGCACGCGCAAACACACGCACACGGAGGCAGAUAGGGUAAUACAGUUUGUCUUGGUUUUGUUCCGCGCUGAAAGACGUGUUUUAUCAUCCUGCACUUUCCAAAGCGACAACAAUCGACAGAACACACCGCGUCCGCGCCACUGUAACCAUACCGGGUGUAUCCAAUCACACACAAAGCCUCCUCCGAGCUGCUUCUUAGGGCCCCUCUGCUGAUUUGCGCCCCACCGUUCCGCCUGUGCGCGGCUGAUGAUCUGCUCUAAUCAAAGUGGAAAAUUCGGCCUCUGAUGCACAAUGGCUCCUCAAAUGAGCGGCAUUCAGACGCGUCUGUACCGCGAACAAUAAAACUAGACUGCGUUUGAGUUGAAACGACAGCGAGCCGCUGAUUUACAUGCAGAGCUCUCAGAUAAAGUCCAGAGUGAGGGGCGUUAUGCGAGCUGUAAAUCUGGAGAGCUGUCUUUCAGCACCGCAGUUUGGUCCAGAGCUGCGAGAGAAAACAAAAGAAUAACAAAUAUUUUACCUCUUAAACUGAAUUAUUUUAUGAGUUAUAUUUUCCCCCGCAUGUGUCUGAACAUUUUAAAACCCUGUAACUCUGGAGAUCCGGAUAAAACUACAUCUGUUCUCCCCGUUCUUUUCUUUAAAAUAAGCAGACUGGAUGUUGGAUGUUUUUGGAUUGUUUUAAUGUCACCUGCUGACACUUUCGAAACAUCACUGACAAAUAAAAGUGCGUCAGUUCAGUGAAACACAAGAGAAUGUCCUCACACUUAACUUUACAAGAAGGGACGUGACUUUACAGGACAGGCUGAUUUUUCUUGACAUCUGAUCUCCAAAAAUAAAGACAAUAAAAUGGAAAAUGUAUCUACUAAAAGUUGCAAAACAAAAAUGAUUUAAAAGAAAGCACGAACAAGUUGUUUUCCAGUAUAACAGAACUUUAAGUAUUUCCUGUUUGUGUCCUAAACGGGACUCUGAGUUGGAAACUUUCCUCUCGCUCAGCCACACACCUCUCUGACACCCGUAAUAGAUAGAAAGAAAAAAAAACCUCACCACUGACUGUUUGUUUAGUGCUUCAAGUGGCACGCGUCCGGCGCGCGCAACGCACCGGCACCGGGGCAGGAGCCCAAGGUGAAUCCACGCGACCGGAGGGCGUGGCCAGUCCCCCAUCCAAACGUAUUGAAAAGCAGUGGCUUCUUUCCUCGAGGACUCAGAGCAGCUUUGAGGAGCGCGUGAGGCAGCAGCCCAGCGGACUGCCCCCACUGAAGCAAGUGCGCAUCAAACGGCCCACACCACGUGAACGGCACGAGCGGGACGCACCGCCGCGAGACUUGGUGAUUUCUUUAUAAGUUUGUUCUUUUUUUAACUGGGAAUGGACCUCACAGCCAAGAUGGAAAUUAACGUCAGCCAGCAGCAGCUGAUGCCGCCCGCGUGUUUCUUUUCCGCCGCCGCGGCGGCGCAGAGCAUCCAGCUGAGCCCGAGCGGCAGCAGCCAGGGCAGCGGGAAGUCUGUGUCCAAGCAGCCCAAGAGGCAGCGCUCCUCCUCCCCGGAGCUGCUGCGCUGCAAGCGGAGACUCAAUUUCGCGGGUUUCGGCUACAGCCUCCCGCAGCAGCAGCCGCACGCGGUGGCCCGGAGAAACGAGAGGGAGAGGAACCGCGUCAAACUGGUCAACAACGGGUUCGCCACCCUGCGGGAGCACGUCCCCAACGGCGCCGCCAACAAGAAGAUGAGCAAGGUGGAGACGCUGCGCUCAGCCGUGGAGUACAUCCGCGCCCUGCAGCAGCUGCUGGAUGAGCACGACGCGGUAAGCGCGGCGUUUCAGUCCGGCGUCCUGUCGCCUACCAUGUCGCAGGGAUACUCCGCUGACAUGAACUCCAUGGCAGGUUCACCGGUGUCCUCAUACUCAUCCGACGAGGGCUCCUACGAUCCUCUCAGCCCGGAGGAGCAGGAGCUGCUGGACUUCACCAACUGGUUCUGAGCGUCUGUAAAAGGAAUAUGGAUCAACUCAACUUUACUGUUGAAGUGCGCUUGGGAUGGUCCCGGAGGAGGCUGGCUGUCCUCAAAAACCAGACGCACCGUAUACGCGUUUUGGCCCCGCGUCCUUAACGCGUGGUCCUCCCAGACUGAGACAGACAGACAGACAGACAGACAGACACGGCCUUAACGUCCCUAAAAAACUUGGGGGAAAAUCAGGCCGGAGAUCAGCGCCAAAGGAUUAAAGGAAGACGGGUCUCCUGACAGCGUGGGAAUCCGAGCUUCUGUGCAUCUGCCCAUGAUAAAAACCCUAAAGUGAAUUCAUGCUCUUCAGCAGCACAUUAAAAACAUUAUUUAACACGUCGCUCUUCAACUAUGCUAAAUCCAAUCACACACCACCAACCCUUUGGUAAACCUCUCAGACGUUUUAAUUCAGAAAAAAAAAUGCUUCCAAGUCGCGGAUUUAUUCUAUAAAAUUCUAUAUCAAACGCUUUUUUGAAAUAUAUUAAGAUAUUUUUGUAUGUAAGAGAUUUAUAGAUGUUUUGUACACAUCCUUUUUGUAUAUAUUUUGUCUAUAUAUUGCGAAGUUGCUUCUAUACCUCCUGCCUAUGUAGACGUGUAGUCUAUUAUUCUCUGGCUCUUCUGUUCCUGAGGUUCCCAGACGGAGUUUGACACUCCGACGUUUUUAUCCUAGCACCGAUGUGUCUUAUUUAAUAGCUCAAACCAUGUUAUUGCAUUAUUAUGUCAUGAAGUUCACGAUGAUCAAAAACUUAUGCAGCUAUUGUCCAAACAGAGCGCAAUGGCUACGCAUUGUCUCUCUUUACACUGCCAGCUCUAUAUUGUCUUCACAUAAACAGAUGUUGGAAAAAAAGAAGUCUUAUAACCAUAUUUUCUACACUCUAGUCCAAGAAUAAAAUGAUUUGCUACUGAA